AAUCUUAUGUUUAUAUCCUCCGCGUCUGUACUGUGACAAAAAUUAUUCAGUAAAGUACUCUGUUACGUGCUCGAACAGUUAAAGUUUUAUCUGAAUUGUUUAAAGAAAUGGCAGAUACACUAGAGAAUAUUAAUCCUAAGUUAUACAAAAAAAUUGAUGAAAGGAUAGUUACUGCAAAUGACGAAAAUGAAAAUAUCGUUGAUGAAUUUGACACGCGUGAAAUCUUCGAUCUUAUUAGAAACAUCAACGAUCCUGAACAUCCUUUAACACUAGAAGAAUUGAAUGUAGUGGAGCAGAAUCUAAUUGAGAAUGUACCAUUACAGAUUGAUAAUAGAGCAAGCAAGAUUAUUGUGAAAUUUACACCAACAAUACCACACUGCAGUAUGGCAACACUUAUUGGUUUAUCAAUCAGGGUUCAGCUACUAAGAACUCUGCCAUCAAGGUUCAAAGUCAAUGUUGAAAUUACACCAGGUACUCAUAUGUCAGAAAGUGCAGUGAACAAACAACUCGCUGACAAGGAAAGAGUAGCAGCAGCUCUAGAAAAUAAUCACCUACUUGAGGUAAUUAAUCAGUGCGUUGGAAUUAAAUGUUGAUUACUAAACUAUACAAUAUACAUUAUGUGAUCAUAUGAAAUAUUCUAAUGCACAAUAGUAUACAUAAUAUGUGAACAUCUUAAAUGUUACCAAAUAUUAUAUGGAUUAUUUUGUUAUUUGUAACUAUAGAAUAAAGUAAAGGUGAUUGUUUAUCAAUCAUAUAUCCUUUGA
Megalopta genalis is the source of this 764-nucleotide messenger RNA. RefSeq names its product MIP18 family protein galla-2 (gene galla-2). Lineage: Eukaryota; Metazoa; Arthropoda; Insecta; Hymenoptera; Halictidae. The record is from RefSeq and is a predicted model, not a curated record. Gene Ontology annotation, cellular component: cytosolic [4Fe-4S] assembly targeting complex.